Messenger RNA from Fusarium verticillioides 7600, 1075 nucleotides. RefSeq lists its product as hypothetical. The transcript has 5 exons. NCBI's taxonomy places the organism in Eukaryota, Fungi, Ascomycota, Sordariomycetes, Hypocreales, Nectriaceae. The coding region runs from base 29 to 793 and encodes 254 amino acids. The record is from RefSeq and is a predicted model, not a curated record.
CGUGAAUGAGAGUUGUCUCUGAUUACCUAUGCAGGGCUACAUUGUCCUGGCUGGUGGGCUUGGAAGCUCCCGUUACGUUCAAGGAAAGAUCGAAGAAUUUAUUCAAGAAUCGCUGUUUAAACCUGCAGAGAAACCCAAACUCGUCAUGUCAGCUGCUCCUCGACUUGCUGUUUGCAUGGGCCUGGUCCACAAUGCGGGCCGUAACCCAGAGCUCUUCCCACGACGCUUUAACCGAGUCUCAAUAGGCGUGGCGUCACAGUCAUUGACAGGUGUGAUCAUCAAGAGUCGCUUCCGCAGUUUCAUGAAGCGAGCAUUUCUGCGCGCCCCCAAGGGCCAGAAGCCUGGGGGAGAAGUGGAAUGUGUUCUCGUCAAGGGGGAACUUGUUCCUGACCGAGUCGCCGUUCAUGAACAGACGGCAUACUUCAGUGCGGAUCUGCCACCCGACAAGCGGAUCUGGGAGCUGGCAAUUCUCUACAGCUUCGAGAGCGACAUCGACCAGUUGACUCUUGGAGAUACAUGCCGCGUCCAUUCAGUCCUCAGAGUGAAUUUGUCGCAUGUUGGCGUACCCGAGAAGACUGGGACAGGAGACGCCCUGUCAAGACUCCGUCUGGCUUCGAAGCCCAAAGUUUCGAUCAAGUUUGACCUUCGGAUAGAGGUCGGACUAGCCACAGUCGAACUUUAUUGCACUGAUAAGAAGGGAUGGCUUUGCAGCGAACCCAUGAGUAUUGAGAUAGGCCAGGACUCUGAAAGCGUUGCAUCCACCGGCCAGAGUGCUGUUUAUGAAUUGAGCUAGAGACGAGGCCGUCUGUAGGACGUGAUGAGUCAACACACACCGUUGGAUUCCAUUUGGGGUAAAUGUCACGGCCCGACUCAUCAUUCGUUGCUUAUUCUUCAUCGAAUAUAUUUUGGUGGAAGGUAUGUAGCUGGGCACAAUAUGAAAAUGGAUUUAGCUGCCCUUGUAUUCUGGACCAUGCGAGCCUCUUCGACGUGAAGUCCAUCGCUGGGGCACAUCUAUCAUCACUAUGGUAGGAAUUUCUUACAGAGGCGAAGAUAGUAUGUAGGACUGCAUCCCAGU